AUGAGAUCUUCAGCAGCAGCAGCAGCAGCAUUUAAGGCAUGUUUAGGCUACCUUAUUGUGGCAAUUCUGCUAUCUGCUUCUUGUGUAUUAGCUGCUGAAAACAGUGAAAAAUCUUUCCUCCCUAGAAAGGUUUACUUUGUUCAUGGCAUCAAGAAUAGCUAUCCAGAUAAAACACAUUGGUCUGGCUUCUACUGGGAUCCUUUCCCUGGAUUUAAAUGGCCACCUUUCCCAGGAUUUAACUGGCCACCUUCUUCACCACCAAGUGGAUCAUCACCACCUUUCCCGUGGCCUUUCCCAGGAUUUAAAUGGCCGCCUAUUCCAUCCCCUUCUUUUCCACCUCCACUAGCAAAGCCAACAAGUGGAUCAUCACCACCUUUCUCAUGGCCUUUCCCAGGAUUUAAAUGGCCCCCCAUCCCAUGGCCUUUCUUUGGACUCCCAGAUUUUCACAGGUCACCUACUCAAUCCCCACAUGCAUCACCUCCGCUAGUACAACCACCAAGUGAAUCACCACCAGUUGGUGGUGCUUCAAUCUCGCCGUCACCAUCACCACCACCACCGUAUCAAGGGGAAACACCACCACCAAGUCCAUGGUCAGGGUGGGACGAACCUACAUUUACUCAAAGUACACCUGAUUGGUUAAUUUGGGAGGACUCAACCACAAGAAGCAUCUGA
Coffea eugenioides is the source of this 672-nucleotide messenger RNA. Its product is annotated as basic proline-rich protein-like. The record is from RefSeq and is a predicted model, not a curated record. Lineage: Eukaryota; Viridiplantae; Streptophyta; Magnoliopsida; Gentianales; Rubiaceae. Bases 1 to 672 code for a protein of 223 amino acids. The transcript has a single exon.